This is a messenger RNA of Pseudomyrmex gracilis, 2713 nucleotides long. RefSeq names its product succinate dehydrogenase [ubiquinone] flavoprotein subunit, mitochondrial (gene SdhA). Gene Ontology annotation, biological process: tricarboxylic acid cycle; mitochondrial electron transport, succinate to ubiquinone. Gene Ontology annotation, molecular function: succinate dehydrogenase (quinone) activity; electron transfer activity; flavin adenine dinucleotide binding. The record is from RefSeq and is a predicted model, not a curated record. The transcript has 9 exons. The coding region runs from base 1 to 1992 and encodes 663 amino acids. NCBI's taxonomy places the organism in Eukaryota, Metazoa, Arthropoda, Insecta, Hymenoptera, Formicidae.
AUGAGCGGGAUGCUGAAGAUGUCGGCGUCGUUGCUGCCGCGGAAACUGCCCGGAGCUGCGACAUUGAACAAGUUGGGCCUGUCGAUCCUCAGCAAUCGCAAACUGCACCACACGCCGGACGAUCGAGCUAAGGUUUCCGCCGACGCGAUCUCCAAACACUACCCGUUGGUGGAUCACACGUACGACGCGGUGGUGGUGGGAGCCGGCGGCGCCGGUUUGCGCGCGGCAUACGGUUUGGUGGCCGAGGGCUUCAGGACCGCGGUGAUAACCAAGCUGUUCCCGACGAGGUCGCACACCGUGGCCGCCCAGGGCGGCAUCAACGCCGCCUUAGGUAACAUGGAGGACGACAACUGGCAAUGGCACAUGUACGACACGGUAAAAGGCUCGGACUGGCUUGGUGACCAGGACGCCAUUCACUAUAUGACCCGCGAGGCGCCCAAGGCGGUCAUCGAGUUGGAGAACUGCGGCAUGCCGUUCAGCCGAACAACCGACGGCAAGAUUUAUCAACGCGCCUUCGGUGGUCAGUCGCUCAAGUUCGGCAAGGGUGGCCAGGCUCACAGAUGCUGCUGCGUGGCCGACAGAACCGGCCACUCGUUGCUGCACACGCUCUACGGCCAGUCGCUGAGCUACGACUGCAAUUACUUCGUCGAGUAUUUCGCCCUCGAUCUGCUGAUGGAGGGUGGCGAGUGUCGGGGUGUGAUCGCUCUCUGUCUCGAGGACGGAACGUUGCAUCGUUUCCACGCAAAGAACACGGUGCUCGCCACGGGUGGCUACGGGCGCGCCUACUUUUCUUGCACGUCCGCGCACACCUGCACCGGUGACGGCACCGCCAUGGUGUCCAGAGCCAAUCUGCCCAAUCAGGAUUUGGAAUUCGUACAAUUCCAUCCCACAGGUAUUUACGGCGCUGGAUGUCUCAUCACGGAAGGAAGCCGCGGCGAAGGCGGUUAUCUGAUUAACAGCGAGGGCGAGAGGUUCAUGGAACGCUACGCGCCGGUAGCCAAGGAUCUAGCGUCGCGAGACGUCGUGUCGAGAUCAAUGACUAUGGAGAUAAGAGAGGGCAGAGGCGUUGGACCCGAGAAAGAUCACAUCUACUUGCAACUGCAUCAUCUGCCGGCUGAACAGCUGGCUACUCGUCUACCGGGUAUCUCGGAGACUGCGAUGAUAUUUGCCGGCGUCGAUGUGACUCGAGAACCGAUUCCUGUGAUACCUACCGUCCAUUACAACAUGGGAGGUGUACCGACGAAUUAUAAGGGUCAAGUGUUGACCAGAGAAAACAAUCAGGAUAAGGUCGUGCCCGGAUUGUACGCGUGCGGCGAAGCAGCCUGUGCGUCCGUGCACGGCGCCAACCGACUGGGUGCUAACUCGUUGUUGGAUCUGGUUGUGUUCGGGCGCGCUUGCGCCAAAACCAUCGCCGAGGAGAACAAGCCGGGAGAAACAAUUGGAUCUCUGAAAUCUAACGCCGGCGAGGAAACGGUCGCCAAUUUGGACUGGGUGAGAAAUGCCAACGGCUCGAUUUCCACCGCGGAACUGAGACUGACCAUGCAAAAAACCAUGCAGACGCACGCAGCGGUCUUUAGAGACGCCGAAAGCUUACAAGAAGGCUGUCGGAAGAUGACCGACAUCUACAAGAAACUCGACGAGAUCAAGGUCGCCGACAGGUCUCUGAUAUGGAAUUCCGAUCUCGUGGAAACUCUCGAACUGCAAAAUCUCAUGGUCAACGCGAUGCAGACCAUCGUGUCCGCCGAAAACAGAAAGGAGAGUCGUGGCGCGCACGCGCGCGAGGAUUACAAAAUCAGAAUUGACGAAUACGAUUACAGCAAACCGACCGAAAAUCAACAACCGAAACCGCUCGAUCAACAUUGGAGGAAGCAUACGCUGUCGACAAUUAAUCCGAGAACGGGAGAGGUGUCCAUCGACUACAGACCGGUGAUCGAUGUUACGCUCAAUCAACAGGAAUGCGCAACGGUUCCACCAGCGAUUCGUUCUUACUAGACGAUUCUAUUCUUUAGGCUUUAUAUAAUUAUCUACAAACGGACAAUUAAAACAUCAUUCUAGGAUACUUAUCAGCAAUUUUUUUUCUUUUUUUUUUUUGUAUCUGAAAAACAGCGGAAUUUGCCUACUACUUGUGCGACACACAUCUAUUAAUUUAUUUCACAUACGUACAUGCACAUUCACGGAAACGUCAUCGUGCGCCAAAGUUUGAUUCUUGUCAUCGCUUGCGCUGCUUCUGGGAGACGCGAGCGCGAUUAGUGACCUUUUAUAGAGAAUGCCGGUGCUGAGAUUAAUAUUGUCUCUUCUUUGCGGAGGAGCUCGUCAAUAUCACAUUUAGCAAAUAGUGUUCAGUUUUAACAUAAAAUAAAAUAGUCAAAUCUUAUAGAAAAUAGUACCAGAGAUUGAGAGAGAGUACAAAUGUAAAGAAAAGAAAUUCUCUCUUUUCAGUAAUAUAAAACAGUCCAUUUGGGUACGCGAUCUGUUUUUAAUUGCGCUCAAGCCACAGUAUGUAUUAUAAUAUUACAUCGUAUUGUAUUGCGUGCAGUAACGCGCGCUCGGUAAUGGUAGAACAUUAUCAACUCGGUCUCAACAUUGAACUUCUGUAUUGUAAGUUUUUAGUGAGAAUUUUUGACAAAAGCUUUGCUGGGGAAAAAGUUAUAUGUUCGAAAUUAAUAUUUUCUUUGUUUUUGCAGGUGUGUGGAUUUAUUCAACCAUUAUUUAC